Pocillopora damicornis (cauliflower coral) is the source of this 1133-nucleotide messenger RNA. Its product is annotated as UDP-glucuronosyltransferase 2A2. Lineage: Eukaryota; Metazoa; Cnidaria; Anthozoa; Scleractinia; Pocilloporidae. Gene Ontology annotation, molecular function: UDP-glycosyltransferase activity. The record is from RefSeq and is a predicted model, not a curated record.
AUGAAAAAUCUCAUUUAUCACGUGGUGGUGCUUGUUCGACCAGUGCUUCGUGAUGCACCACCAAGUAAUGAGCAGAAAAUUCCCCAAAGGACAUUCCUGACACCAUACGACGAAAAAGAUACAGAGAAUAAAGUGAAAACAGCCAUGGAAGGCAAAUUGUGGAAGACAAUAAAUAACUUAUAUGAAAUGCAAAGAGUCAUUUGUGAAUACAUGCUGAAUGACACAGUGCUACUUCAAGAACUGAAAAGCUUUGACUUGAUAGUUUAUGAGAGUUUUUCCUUCUGUGCUGUUUUGGUCUCUGAGCUUCUUGGCAUUCCAAAAGUAAUCGUAUUUUCUGGUCCUCCAAAUGGUCCAGGAACUUUUGCCCAUAAUAUUCCCCACCCAGUAUCAUAUAUUCCAGCACCAAUGACUUUAUUUACAAGUGAAAUGACGUUUUUACAGCGUCUUGUGAACUUUGGAGCAUACAACUUCAUACAGUCUGCAGAACAAGUUUUAAUUGCCAGAUAUAUGGGUUCUCUGAAAGAGGAAUACAACAUCACUCCUGGGAAGAGCUACCAAGAAGCUGCUGGCACUGCUGAGCUGGUGCUGUUUCUUGCUGAUUUUGCACUGGAGUAUCCACAGCCUCUUUUGCCAGGUCAAAUUAUGGUGGGAGCCAUUUCUGCAAAAGCAGAUCCUGAAACACUCCCCCCUGAAUUAAAAGAUUUUAUUGACAGUGCAGGGGGGCAUGGGUUUGUCAUUGCCUCUUUUGGGUCAUAUGCGCAAACAAUCAUAGCUAAGGAGAAGAUCGAUGUCUUGGCUGAAGCUUUUGGAAAGGUGAAGCAGAAAGUCAUAUGGAAACUGAAAGGCUACAUACCCUCAUCUCUCAAGCAAAACAUAAGAGUAAUGAGCUGGAUACCUCAGAGUGAUCUGUUGGCUCACAAGGAUAUCAAAGCUUUUGUAUCUCAUGUGGGACACAACAGCCUUUAUGAGUCAGCAUAUCAUGGGGUGCCUGUAGUGGCUGUGCCCUUGUGUACAGACCAAUUUUCUAAUGCCAGGAAGGCAGAACACUUUGGACUAGCAAAAGUUUUAGAUCACAAAACCAUGAAUGCAGAAGAACUUUCAGAGGCAAUUCAGCAUGUUAUUGAUGAACCAAG